Entrophospora candida is the source of this 585-nucleotide messenger RNA. Lineage: Eukaryota; Fungi; Glomeromycota; Glomeromycetes; Entrophosporales; Entrophosporaceae. The record is from the annotation of a GenBank genome assembly.
AUGUCAGAGUGGGAUGAUGCUGUCCUUUCCGUUGCAAUAAUAGAUUGUAGUUUUUUUUCUGAAACUAUAAAUCGCGAGGAAUUAGAUAGUACGGAUAAUAUCUUAGAUACAUUCAAGGUAUUGUUCCAAGUGAGUAAAAGAUAUGACAAAAUUAUUACCUUGGUUCGAAUAAUAAAAGGUGUUAUUGGGCGUUUGGCUAUUCCUAUACUGAUCAGAAGUUUUAAGGAAGGUCUUGAUGAUGAUGCAGUAAUGACAAGAACCCUUACCUUUGGUGCACCAAUACUUCAAGAGUUUGGCAUCAAUUUCUUGACAUUACUUUUAUACGGAGUUAUGAUUCUGAUGCUCUCUUUUCAAAUAUCUCGGACAAUUGCAAACAAGUUGGAAGACAAAAUAGAAAUAGUUUUCUUAAUAGCAAUAAUUACAAUUCGAACUUUUGGCCCAGUAAGAUUAAAUUGUGGCGGUUUAGACAUAGGUUCUGCAUUUUGUUCUGGAAUUAACCUAUGGUUUGCGGUACAGAGUAUGAUUUGGGCAGUAAAAGGAGUAAAUAUCUUGGAAUAUGGGGUUCCAUUUUGGAAACCAUUUUGA